Messenger RNA from Periophthalmus magnuspinnatus, 2507 nucleotides. It is a transcript of the gene lipca, whose product is annotated as lipase, hepatic a. Gene Ontology annotation, molecular function: triacylglycerol lipase activity; apolipoprotein binding. NCBI's taxonomy places the organism in Eukaryota, Metazoa, Chordata, Actinopteri, Gobiiformes, Gobiidae. The transcript has 9 exons. Gene Ontology annotation, biological process: lipid metabolic process. The record is from RefSeq and is a predicted model, not a curated record. The coding region runs from base 279 to 1772 and encodes 497 amino acids.
AAAUGUGAAAUCCUCCCCAUUGAUAGCUGUGCUCUUUCCCAAUCUGUGAACACACAGCUCAUUCCCGACCAAUCAGAACUGCACUCAGUGCUCCUUAUCAGAGAAUCUACGCUGCUCUCAUGCCUUUUUCUGAACAUUAAACCAUAGUAAUUUUCAGCCUGAAGAUAGUAAUAAACUGUACCACACACUAGUGGCGAAUCACAGCACUUCUGCUGUUUUGAACCUGGGCUCUGUGUUGUGUACUUUUUUCCUAUCUCUGAGGUUGAAGGAAAAUUAUAAUGUCUGUCUCCACAAUCCUAGUCUGUCUGCUGCUCACUCUGCAAAGUCUUGAAGGCAAGAAACACAAAGGACACAGAGUAGUGAGCGAUGUGACUCGGAGUGAGGUCCUCAGCUUCAGAGAGCCAUACAUCCCCAGUGCUGUAUUCAGGCUCUUUCUCCAAGGUGAGGACACCUGCACCCUGGAGCUGGCCCAGCUGCACACUCUGACCUCCUGUGGCUUCAACAGCAGUAAUCCCCUCAUCAUCAUCACUCACGGGUGGUCGGUUGACGGUAUGAUGGAGAGCUGGGUUCUGAGACUGGCUAAAGCAAUGAAAAGUUAUGUCAGAGAUGUGAAUGUGGUGAUUACCGACUGGCUGACACUGGCUCAUCAGCACUACCCCAUCGCAGUCCAGAGCACCCGCACUAUAGGAAAGGAUAUAGUUUACUUUCUUAUGUCACUCAAGAAUUCUUACCAGUUUCCUGCCAAAAAGGCUCAUUUGAUUGGCUAUAGUCUUGGAGCCCACAUCUCUGGAUUUGCAGGGAGUUAUAUGGAUCCUUCUGAAAAGAUUGGGAGAAUAACAGGACUGGAUCCAGCUGGCCCCCUUUUCGAAGGUAUGUCCCCAACAGACAGACUGUCUCCAGAUGAUGCCGAGUUUGUGGACGCUAUUCACACUUUUACUCGUGAGCGAAUGGGUCUCAGUGUCGGGAUCAAACAAGCAGUGGCACAUUUUGAUUUUUAUCCAAAUGGAGGGGACUUCCAGCCGGGAUGUGACCUGCACAACAUCUAUGAACACAUCUCUGAGUAUGGCUUACAUGGUUUCCAGCAGACAAUGAAAUGUGCUCAUGAGAGAUCAGUGCAUCUGUUCAUAGACUCUGUGUUGAAUAAGGAUAAGCAGAGCAUGGCCUACAGGUGCAGCGACAACAGUGCAUUUGACAAAGGCGUGUGUUUGGACUGCCGUAAGAACCGCUGCAACACUCUGGGCUACAACAUCAAGAGAGUUCGAACUGGCACCAGCAAGAAGCUGUACCUCAAGACACGCUCUCGGAUGCCUUACAAACUCUUCCAUUAUCAGUUCAGGGUCCAGUUCAUAAACCAAAUGGACAAAAUGGAGCCUUCUCUUGUCAUUUCUCUUACUGGAACCAAAGAGGAGAGUGGAGACAUCUCUAUUACAUUCACUGAAGACAUUUCAGGCAACAGGACAUUUACCUUUCUGAUCACCCUGGACAAAGACUUGGGAGAUCUGAUGCUUCUAAAGGUUCACUGGGAGGGUCCUGCUCUCUGGAAGAACAUGUGGAACCGUGUGCAGACCAUCAUUCCCUGGGGCGGGAAGGGAAGCAAACCCAUGCUCACAAUAGGGAGGAUUAGUGUCAAAGCUGGGGAGACACAAGACAGAACAACUUUUUGUGCCUUGACCGAUGAUGGGCAGCACGUGGAAGUGUCCCAGGACAAGGUGUUUGUGCGCUGCAAAGAAGAAACGGUCAAAGAGCGCCGGAAAAAGCACCGCAAUUUUUGAUUUUUCGGUCGCCAAAAGGCUGGAUUCAGUGAAUGUGCAAUUAAAAGGCAAUUGUUAUCGAUGUUGUAUUCCAUUAAUAUUAAAAUACUUUUUAUUGUUAAACUGUUACUGUAAAUGUAAAAUUAUUGUAUAUUUCGUGAUUGUUCCUUUUAUAUGAUUUUAGUUUGCAGCGUGUUCAAAGCAGCGCGUGCCUGGUCUGAACAUGACGUCACGGUCAGACACAACGUCCAAUGACCGCAGACUUAUGUUUGUUUAUUUUCCUUUAAAUUAGCUCAAUGUUCCCUACUUAGAAACAGUGUCAUCACAGUCACAGUAAUCAUAUAUCUAAUAUAUCUAUGGUGUUAAUAACAUGAAAAAUUAAAUGGGCCGUUUUAGAGUUCGCUUUUCUGACAGGCUUUUCAAUAAAGUCCUUUUGAAUUUAUAUAAAAACUGUAUACACGGGGCAAAACUGUGGGCAGGAUAAAGCUAGAGUUUUGUACAACCAUAAAUAUUGUUGGUACAAAUUUGGUUUAUUUGUUCAUUCAAGUAAUUCAAAGAAAAAUGUGACGGAUCCUCAAAACAUGAGGAAUUAGUAUAAGCAGACAGUAAAGAACAAAUAAUCAUAAAGUAUCUACACAGACGUGGAAAAUGAAAACAAUAAAGACAAUAAUUAAAAGACCCAAGUUAUUUAUGGACAUUUGUAUUAACUUUGUUCUCAGUGCAAUUUGCAACACACAACCAAGACAUUGUCCCAAC